AUGAAGAGAGACUUUGCAGAGCGUAAGGAGGAGGUGCGUAUAGACAAGACGGUGUUUCCUGGCCAAACUGAAGUGAAAGUGGACAUCACGUACUUGCGCUGGCUGUGGUGGCCUGCCAUUCUUUACCUAUUCUGGAGCAUGGCUCACGUUUGCGACAUCCACUUUGUCCGGACAAUUGAAGUGAUCUGCGAGCGCUUUCACAUCCCGGACGACGUGGCCGGGGCGACGCUGAUGGCCUUGGGCUGCAAUGGCCCGGAGCUGGCCCUGAACACCAUCAACAUCUUCCAGCCCUCGAGCAUCGGAGUGGGCGCAGUGGUGGGUGGGGAGGUCUUCAAUGUGCUUGUCAUCAUCGGCACGGCGGUACUUGCAACCCCUGACGAGUACCUGCCCCUCAAGUUAAGCCGUCCCAGCUUUUUUCGGGACGUGUCCUUCUACGUGCUCUCCGUGCUACUGCUUUUUUGGGCGCUGCACGAUGGGGAGGUUUCCCGAGUGGAGUCCCUGGUCCUGCUGCUGGGGGGCGUUCUCUACGUCCUCUCAGUGAUCUUCACCGCCCGGAUCUGGCACUUCCUCAAUCCCCCAGUUGUAGCUCGCGAGACGCUGCAGCCGUUGAUGGACGAGAACCACCGGCAGUGCACCAAGGAGAAUCUGAAUGCCUGGGGAGCAGCCGGAGAUGGCGUUGAGCCAACGGGCGGCACACUCCUGAGUAUCCGGGCGGACAACCGGAACCGCUUGAUGGACCGGAACCACAGGUUCGAGAACCGCUUCGUGCUGCUACAAGAUGAAUCUCUCAUCAUCAGCACGGUUGCGGACCCGACGGAGGCAAAUGAGGAGCAGUGUGAUGUGGAUAUGGUGUAUGACAGAAACGAGCAUGCCCACGAGAAUCACUGGCACCGCGCCGGCAUGGUCAAGAACCCCGAGUUCUUGGACGAGAGACAGCUGCAGCAGCUGAUGGCGGACCCGCUGACCUCGAUCGCUCAGCACGAGCUGUUCAGGGAUGCGCCCUGGGAGGUCAUUCCCCUCGAGGAGGUCUUAUACUGUGAGAAGAGCCACGAUGGGUUCCACCUCCAUGUGGAUCAUGGAUUUGGGAACAUCAUCACGCUGGAGAUCAUCUCUCCCAAGAGCGCGUCCAAAACAGAUGCUGAUGAGGAGACCCUGAGGGUCUGGUAUGUGGGUCUUCGGGAGAAGCUGAUCGACCUGCGGCGGAGGUCAGCAGAUCGCCCGCCGGAGAAGUCUUGGAGCUUCCUCAAGGAGUGGGUGGCCUGGGCGCAGUUCCCAGUCACAUCCCUGGCAGGAGCGACGAUCCCUGACAUGGACCGGCCUGACCUGCAGCACCUGUACCCCUUGGCCUUCCUGAUGAGCAUGCUGUGGCUGGGGCUGCUGAGCUCCCUGGUGGUCACGGCCUGCGAUGGCAUCCACAACGCCUUCGACAUCCCGAACAACGUGCUGGGCUUCACCGUGGCAGCGGCCGGGACCUCCUUCCCCAACGUCUUCUCCGGGAUCUGCGUGGCGCGCCAGGGGAAGGCCGGCAUGGCUGUGGCGAAUGCCCUUGGCGCCAACGUCCAGAACGUUUUCCUGGCCCUGGCGAUUCCUUGGACCAUACAAUCAGUGUUCCUCGCGCAUGGCCCGUUUCCUUUGCACAUCCACGGGCUUGCGCCGGCGGUGAUUGAGAUCUUCAUCACCCUCAUGCCUUUGGCGCUCGGGCACAUCGAAAGGGCAGUCAGCAUGCCACAAGCAUCGUUAAUUGCACACCUGGUAAUGUUGGGAAGGACACGUGCCAGUCUUGUACUGUAA
Messenger RNA from Effrenium voratum, 1791 nucleotides. The record is from the annotation of a GenBank genome assembly. Lineage: Eukaryota; Dinophyceae; Suessiales; Symbiodiniaceae.